Messenger RNA from Gongylonema pulchrum, 618 nucleotides. The record is from the annotation of a GenBank genome assembly. NCBI's taxonomy places the organism in Eukaryota, Metazoa, Nematoda, Chromadorea, Rhabditida, Gongylonematidae.
GUAGCAUCACCUGGCGGUGGAUCUUACGGUAUUGCAACCGGAGCAAACAGUGGCUCAUUUGGUGGCGUCGGUUCUUAUGGCGGUAGCUCUUACAGUGGCGGGGGAUCAUAUGGCGCAGCACCUGCCAUCAACUCACCCUCAUCCUACUCAUCUGGACAACAAUCCUACAGCGCAGCACAAGUUGCGGGGCCCCAGCCGUCGUAUUCCGCACCGCAACAAUCCUAUGGUGGUCCUCAGGUAGCUUCCCCUCAACAAUAUGCUUCCUCUGGCGGAUACUCGGCCGGCGGCUCAUCAGGCGGUGUACCGCCCCCACCACCACCACCUGUACCCCAGUUUCCACCGGCAAAUGCACCUGCUCCUGGGCAGUAUUCAGAGGGGCCUGAAGCGCAGGGUGGUGCUGCCGCGGGUGGGCAAUUUCCUGAAGGUGCAGCAGCGGGAGCAGCUCCACCACCGCCACAACCAUCAUCUGGUGGCCAAUCGCAAUACAGCGAAGGACAGCAAGGCCAGGCAGUAGAAGGCGGAGCAGCUCAGCAACCGGCACCAGCGCAGCAACCGACACAGCCGCAAGGUGGCGAAACUUAUCAACAAGGGACCAGAUUGCGGUGGCGGCGACAGUAA